Talaromyces proteolyticus is the source of this 1686-nucleotide messenger RNA. RefSeq names its product putative siroheme synthase. The transcript is spliced from 2 exons. Gene Ontology annotation, biological process: siroheme biosynthetic process; sulfate assimilation. The coding region runs from base 1 to 1686 and encodes 561 amino acids. Gene Ontology annotation, molecular function: uroporphyrin-III C-methyltransferase activity. The record is from RefSeq and is a predicted model, not a curated record. NCBI's taxonomy places the organism in Eukaryota, Fungi, Ascomycota, Eurotiomycetes, Eurotiales, Trichocomaceae.
AUGAAACCUCCAACAGACAACGACCAUGCGCCCUUGCUAGUUGCUCUCAAUGCAGCUGCACAGGUGCAUCUCAUAAUUGGCGCGACUUCCUUAGCAGCUGCGCGCUGUACGAAAAGUCUACAAGCAGGUGCCCGACCAAUCAUCCUGGCCCCAGAGGCUGCAGACAUUCAUUUCUCUUUAAGGGGGAAUAUCGAGCAGGGUUUGGCGCAAUGGGUCAAGAAAGAAUUUCAAGACCAAGAUUUGACUACACUAGGCCGGGAAGAGGUCGACCACGUUGUGGACGCUGUAUUUGUUACUUCAGGUGCUGAAACACCUCUUGUGGCACAUAUAUCUAAACUCUGUAAGCGACUGAGGAUACCGGUCAACGUGACUGAUGCGCCUGACCUGUGCACUUUUACAUUACUCUCAACGCAUUCAGAUGGACCAUUGCACAUUGGCAUCACCACAUCUGGUCGUGGGUGCAAACUCUCCUCGCGGCUAAGACGAGAAAUUGCAUCUUCGCUACCGGCUGAUUUCGGACAAGCUGUUGAUAGAUUAGGAGCUUUGAGAAGACGGAUAUGGGAGGAAGAUCAAGCAGCGGGCCGGUCCGUUGCGAAACUUGAAGUCGAAGAUGAGGAUUCGGUCGCGCAAAGUCACACAUUCAACUCUCUCGUCACGGCCGAGGACGCAAACGCCGCAAAGACAAGACGAAUGAGGUGGUUAUCUCAAAUAUGCGAAUACUGGCCCUUGCAGAGGCUUGCGUCGAUAACAGACUCUGACGUGGAUGCGAUCUUGAACGCAUAUGCAGCAGAUCAUUCCAAUGGGACUCCGCCGAAUACCGAUAUUAUCUCGAAGCGUAACCAAGGAAAGAUAAUUCUCGCAGGAUCAGGCCCUGGACACCCAGACCUCCUAACGCGAGCUACACAUAAUGCGAUUAGAAACGCAGAUAUCAUUCUAGCCGACAAACUCGUCCCAGCGCCAGUUCUAGACCUUAUUCCUCGACGGACAGAAGUCCACAUUGCGCGGAAAUUCCCUGGAAAUGCAGAUCAAGCUCAAGAAGAAUUUUUACAGAUGGGCUUGAAAGCGCUACGGGAAGGGAAACAUGUUUUACGGUUAAAACAAGGAGAUCCCUAUCUCUACGGCCGUGGCGCAGAAGAAUACGAUUUUUUCAGGAACGAGGGUUACAUCCCUGUUGUGCUUCCAGGUAUAACGAGCGCUCUGAGCGCUCCACUAUUUGCUGAUAUCCCAGCAACGCACCGUGGGGUUUCAGACCAGGUGCUUAUCUGUACGGGAACUGGGAGAAAGGGGGCAGCUCCAGAACCUCCCACUUACGUCCCAACUCAGACAGUUGUCUUCCUGAUGGCUCUUCAUCGGCUUUCCUCGCUUGUUGAAACGUUGACUAACACAGCACCUUCAGAAGAAAAAGAACGCAGAGUUCUCUGGCCAGUCAAUACACCCUGUACAGUCGUUGAACGAGCAUCUUGUCCAGAUCAGAGAAUUAUUCGCACUACAUUAGAACAUGUUUGUCGGGCAGUGGAACAGGAAGGGUCCCGGCCUCCAGGUUUAUUGAUUGUUGGCGCAAGUUGUCAUGUUCUUCAUUCCCCAGAAGGACAAAAGUGGGUUGUUGAAGAAGGGUUUCGGGGCUUGGAUGAAUUGAGAGGCGAGGCAGAGUUGCUUCUUAAUGGUGAUAACGAUACGAAAGCGUGA